UACUACGGUUAAAACGGAAUAACAAUAUUUGAUAUCACUGUAUAACCUCACUCGCUAGAAGCUAAAAUUGUAAAAAAUUUACUACAGAUUACACUAAGUUGCCAGAUUGAAAGAAGCGAGCAGCCCACGUAUUCUAUCUAAAUUUCUAAGAAAAAUAUCUUUGGUAAUUAAUUAAUUAAACAAAAUAAACUUUUAAAUUUGGUCCAAGUAAAAUUGUGCUUAAAGUUAUUUGCUUGUGCAUGUCUCGCUUUCAUAUCGCAAUAGAGGUGCGCAGUCGCAUAUCCUGUGCAAAUGUGUUUAUCCAAUUUGCCCAGCGUUUGAGUUGUGCAGAAUCCUUAAAACUCAGCCUGGAUAAGGAAAAGAUUACCUUCAAUCAUCCUACUUUUCAUUGUGACAUUCUUCUUAGCCAGCAUUUUAACAUGGUCACUGAUAGCUUAAUCAAUCUAAAAGUGGAUGAAGACAAUGCCGCCUUCAGAAUGAGCAUAAAAUGCAUUCAUAUGGAAGAUAAAUGGCCUAGUGACGAAACCUAUUGGAAAGAAAUCGAUUUGUUACCUCAAGUAGAAGAAAAUCAAGAAGUUUCUCUUCGGUGCAGUAAUUGUGAUUUCGUUUUAUGUCCUAAGCAAGCUUAUAACCGAGUAAGGGCCUAUCCAUCCAGUUCAAUGGAACUAAGUGAUUUUUUUUGCCAUCAUCGAGCGGAUUUUGGCGAAGUUUUGAUUCCGCAAAUUCAAGAUCUUUUCUACGGUUUCGAGUGCAUUAUAUUAAAUAGAGAAAGUCUGCAAGGCAUGAUACGUAUAAAAGAAACCCACAUAUAUUGCAAAAGAUGUUUAAAAUUUAUAGGUGAAACACUGUUUCGAGAUAAAGCUGCUAAAUUAUGGUCAGAUGCCUUUACCAUUAAUGGGGCAGGCUCAUGUAGAAAUAUUUUCCCAUUAAAUAAUCUUAACAAUAUUCAAAGGCUAAUGUUUAAAAUCGUACGAGAAUCCACUUCCACAAUGCCACUAUAUGGGAACGUUCAUUUUGUGAAAGUUGUCUUGGAAAGCAAAUUCCCUAACAGAAAAAAUAAGUACUUAUUAUUGCAUAUGCUUGAAAAGCAUUUAACAAUUUUAAGAGGAGGUAAGAGUGAGCAGGCUAAUAGCAGCUUGACUCAUCAGAAAUUUUCUCAAAUCGAUUUAAUACCGUAUAGAGCGUUUAAACUACUAUAUAGAUUAAUUAAUUGUGACCAAGACUGUCAACAGGACGACAGAUCACAUAUCCAACCGUUGUUAAUGUAUUGGCAGAAAGAUAUCAAUAUUCUCAGUUUAAAGAUAUCUCCUUAUCUGUUUAGUGAAUUAUUAGAUGAAUUAGAACGGAAUACUUUACUUUUGCCGAAAAUGUAUCGUGAAAGUACCGAUGAAUUCCUUUCCAGUUACUUGUUCUACAAUUAAGUCUGAUAAUCUUUAGAGCUUUUUUGCAUUGACUUAUGUAUUUAUUAAGGUUUAAAGAACCAACAAUAAAAGUUCUUUGGAGUGAACGAGAAUACAAUAAGACUGUUCAUAUAUAUAAACGGUUAUAUACUCAAACAUAUAUGUAUAUAUAUAUAAAUAAUUUUGAAAAACUUAACAUCGUAAAUAACUUAAAUAAAUGGAGAUUUACUUAAUGAAAAGUUAGUUCGU
This is a messenger RNA of Glossina fuscipes, 1649 nucleotides long. RefSeq lists its product as uncharacterized. The record is from RefSeq and is a predicted model, not a curated record. Gene Ontology annotation, biological process: protein monoubiquitination; protein autoubiquitination; protein polyubiquitination. Gene Ontology annotation, molecular function: ubiquitin protein ligase activity; ubiquitin conjugating enzyme binding; cyclin binding. NCBI's taxonomy places the organism in Eukaryota, Metazoa, Arthropoda, Insecta, Diptera, Glossinidae. The transcript has a single exon. Bases 240 to 1421 code for a protein of 393 amino acids. Gene Ontology annotation, cellular component: ubiquitin ligase complex; cytosol; nucleus.